CGUAAAUGCAAAGUAAUUAAUUAAAUUAAUCAUUCUUAGCAACCUUUUUUCCCUCUUUAAUGUUCACUCUAAACUGUUGAGAAAGGAGAGAAGAAGCGGAGAAGAUGAAGCUCCUCUCUGCAUUUCGAUCGAGUUACUUGAAUCGUCGAGGAAGCACCUUCAGAUCGUUAGAUCCGUCGUCGUUCGACGGAGCUUUCAUCCCCAAGCCAUCUCCAUCCUCAAUCUUCUGGCUAGCGAUUCACUGCCUCUGCUGCUUGAUCAGCUUGAUUCUAGGGUUCCGAUUCAGCCACUUGGUCCUCUUCUUCCUCUUCUCCACCUCCGUCACCAAUCUAUACACCACCACCGCCGGGGUGAGCCAGCUUCUCCAGCUGAAACCUUCGGAGAAAGCUAACGUCACGGCGAAGAGCUCUAGAGUGGUGGUUGGAAGACACGGGAUCCGGAUCCGUCCGUGGCCUCACCCGAACCCGAUCGAAGUCAUGAGAGCUCAUCAGCUGCUCGAGAGAGUGCAGAAGGAGCAGAAGUCGCUCUACGGCGUGAGGAGGCCCAGGGCUGUGAUCGCGGUGACGCCGACUUACGUACGGACGUUCCAGGCGCUUCAUCUGACCGGAGUCAUGCACUCGCUUAUGCUCGUGCCUUACGACGUGGUGUGGAUCGUGGUGGAAGCUGGUGGGAAGAGCAACGAGACGGCUUCGUUCGUCGGGAAAUCGAGAUUGAAGACGAUUCACGUUGGUUUUGAUCAGAAGAUGCCGAAUACUUGGGAAGAUCGCGGCAAGCUGGAGAGUAAGAUGAGGAUUCAGGCGUUGAGGAUCGUGAGGGAGGAGAAGUUAGAUGGGAUCGUUGUGUUUGUUGAUGAUAGCAACAUGCAUAGCAUGGAGCUUUUCGAUGAGAUUCAGAAUGUGAGAUGGUUUGGUGCUUUAUCUGUUGGGAUACUUGCUCACUCUGGUAAUGCUGAUGAGUUGUCGUCAGUCUUGAAGACGAAUCAAGAAGGGAAGCCUUUGUCAAUGCCGAUCCAGGGUCCUAGUUGUGAUUCCUCUGGGAAGCUAGUGGGGUGGCACGUUUUUAAUACACAGCCGUAUGCUACCAAGACUGCUGUUUAUGUUGAUGACAAAGCGGCGGUGAUGCCUAGUAAGAUGGAAUGGUCAGGGUUUGUGUUGAACUCCAGGUUGCUAUGGAAGGAAUCUGCUGUUGAUAGACCGGCAUGGGUUAAAGAUGUUAACAACUUGUUGGAUGGUAAUGAAGAAAUUGAAGAUGGUCCGUUGUCCCUGGUCAAGGACCCUUCCAUGGUGGAAACACUUGAAAGCUGUGGCCGCAAUGUAUUGCUUUGGUGGCUCAGGGUUGAAGCUAGAGCUGAUAGCAAAUUCCCACCUGGCUGGAUCAUAAAGUCUCCCUUAGACAUAACUGUUCCAUCAGAAAGGACACCAUGGCUAGACUCCUCCUCAAAGCUCCCAGUGGUGACCAAAGAAGAGAAAAACAACCAACCAGCCACGGAAAAGCGCUCUGGUACCAAGAGGAUCAAAGAGCAAGAACAAUCGGGGAACACAAGAACCGAAAACUACUCGUUCAAGGAAAUAAAACGAAUAGAAUGAGUUUUCAUUUCGUAUUAUUUUUUCACCGAAGAUAUCAAAAGAAAUUGUUUGGUGUGCAUUCGCUUCAUCCUAUAAAAUACAAAAUUGAUUUAGUGA
Messenger RNA from Brassica oleracea var. oleracea, 1682 nucleotides. RefSeq names its product probable beta-1,4-xylosyltransferase IRX14H. NCBI's taxonomy places the organism in Eukaryota, Viridiplantae, Streptophyta, Magnoliopsida, Brassicales, Brassicaceae. Gene Ontology annotation, cellular component: Golgi membrane. Gene Ontology annotation, molecular function: xylosyltransferase activity; galactosylgalactosylxylosylprotein 3-beta-glucuronosyltransferase activity. Gene Ontology annotation, biological process: plant-type secondary cell wall biogenesis; glucuronoxylan biosynthetic process. The record is from RefSeq and is a predicted model, not a curated record.